AUGCCGUUGAGAGCAAAGGUUACCGCCCCUGCUUUUGCGGGUAAUGCAAAGAUGUCUACAGCUUCCGAAUCGCAGAAACAGGCACCAGAAGUCAUCAAAGAGCUACCUGGAGAUGAACCAGAGGAUGUCAUCUUCAAUAAUUUAUUUGGCCUGCGGACAAUUGAGCUCAACCGACCGAAGAAGCUUCACUCCCUCAAUGGAUCUAUGAUUCGGAAGAUUGUGCCCAGAUUACAAGAGUGGGCGAAGUCGGAUAUGGCGAAUGUGGUGGUCAUCAAGGGUUCUGGAGACAAGGCAUUUUGUGCUGGCGGAGAUGUCACACACCUUGCCAAGGACAACACACAGGGAGAGGAGGGCCAAAACAGAUCAGCAGAGUAUUUCGCCCUCGAAUACAAGCUCGACCAUCUUAUUGCGACAUACCGUAAGCCUUAUGUGGCAUUCAUGGAUGGCGUGACGAUGGGUGGUGGUGUUGGGUUGAGUGCACAUGCCCCGUUCAGGAUAGCUACGGAAAGAACUGUUUUCGCCAUGCCCGAAACGACGAUAGGCUUCUUCCCGGAUGUCGGUGCCUCAUUCUUCUUGCCUCGGAUGCCUGGAGCGGUUGGCACGUACCUUGCCCUCACGAGCGAUAAAUUGAAGGGCGUCAAUGUAUAUUAUGCUGGCGUCGCAACACAUUACAUCCAUUCGACUUCUCUGCCCGCACUUGAACGCCGUCUAGCUGAACUUAGAUUCAAGGACUACCAAUCACCCAGUGAGCGGCUACAGCUUAUUGAUUCAACUAUCGAAGAAUUUGCUACCGGAUUACCCCAUGAUGAGCCAAUGAUCCUCAGUGGCAAAGUACGGAACGCCAUCGACCAAGCAUUUGGGAAAAACAGCGUCGAAGAAAUCUUCAAAGAAGUUGAACUAGCCACUCGUCGUCACGAACCUAAGGUGGCUGAAUGGGCAGCCAAAACCCAACAAACACUAAAGCAGCGGUCGCCCACAAGUGUUUACGUGACUGUCAAACAAAUGAAGCUCGGCAAAACCUGGUCUAUUGCGGAAACAUUCCAGCGAGAACACCAAAUUGCUGCCAAAUUCAUGCGUCAUCCUGAUUUCACCGAGGGUGUGAGUGCGUUGCUUAUCCGGAAGGACGGAAAACCACAGUGGACCCCUAGUACCCUCGAAGAAGUCGGAAAGGAUCCUAAGCUCGUCGAUUCAUUUUUUGAAGUCGAGGGCCAGCAACGGCUGCAAUUGCUGAGUGAUGGGGACUAUAAGGAGUAUCCUCAUCAUUUUGGCCUUCCUAGUGAGAGCCACGUCGAGGCCGUUGUGAAAAGGGGAGGCAAGAGUGUGAAAGAAGUUAUCGAUUAUUUUGUGAGGGAAAAGCGAGGAAAGCAAGGUGUUAAGGAAGUAGUGUCGGAUGUGCUGCAGAGAAGAACAGAGACCCAAAACGGAAAGGCUUUCUGGAAAGCAACCUAA
Venustampulla echinocandica is the source of this 1449-nucleotide messenger RNA. RefSeq names its product 3-hydroxyisobutyryl-CoA hydrolase, mitochondrial. The record is from RefSeq and is a predicted model, not a curated record. Gene Ontology annotation, biological process: L-valine catabolic process. Gene Ontology annotation, cellular component: mitochondrion. Lineage: Eukaryota; Fungi; Ascomycota; Leotiomycetes; Helotiales; Pleuroascaceae. Gene Ontology annotation, molecular function: 3-hydroxyisobutyryl-CoA hydrolase activity. The transcript has 2 exons. Bases 1 to 1449 code for a protein of 482 amino acids.